Molecule: messenger RNA, 1203 nt
Organism: Aureococcus anophagefferens
Lineage: Eukaryota; Pelagophyceae; Pelagomonadales; Pelagomonadaceae
Exons: 12
Coding region: 1-1203 (400 amino acids)
Source: RefSeq, a predicted model, not a curated record
AUGUCGGAGGCGUUCGUGCUCUCGGACUUCGAGGACGAGGACGCCGCGGGCUACUACUUCGAUCGCGACAGCGACGACAAGGUCGAGCAGCGCGUCGCCGCGCGCGAAUCGAUGGACGAGGACAGCGACGACGAGGACGUGGACGCCGAGGGGCCCCGCGCGCGCGACGACGACGACGACGACGACGGCGGCGGCGGUGGCGGCGGCGGCGGCGACGAGGAGGAGGAGGAGGAGGAGGAGGAGGAGGAGGAGGUCGUGGUCGAGGACAGCGACGACGAGGACGUUGAAGAUAUAAGUCGACUCCUCUCUGCGCUCCGCGAGGCGCGCGUGUCCUACGACCGGGAGGUCCUCGGCGUCUUCGCGGACCUGGUGCCCGCCGACGCGGCCACGUCCUUCUUCGAGCAGCACGCGGGCAAGGGGGCCCGGGAUAAGGCCGGCAUCGUCCCGGACUUCAAGCUCGUGCCGGGCGGCCGCGCCGCGCAGCUCGCCGACGUCAAGACCAUCGGCUUCGCCAAGUCGCGCUACGGCCGGUCGCCCGCCCGCAGAGGCGGCACCUUGCCGUGCGACGAGCGCGCGGGCAUCAUCAACCGCGAGUACCGCCUGCACGCCGAGAAGCUCGACAAGAAGUUCUACCCGGACGAGGCUUCGCCGGGUCCCUUCGAGCGCCGCCUCGGAUCCUUCGGCUCCGUCGUCGGCUUCGCGUUCCACGGCGUCGAGUCGCGGACCAUCGGCGAGCGCGGCUCCGCAUCGAAAUCAAAUAUUCAAUCGGACUACAAUGUGCGGUUGGAACGGCGGCUGGAUCAAGGACUGCUUCGGCCACAGUACCACAGCUUGGCGGACGCGUGCUUCGCGCAGGUAUCGGACGCCGCGUUCGCGUCGUGCGAGCGGAAUGGCGUCGGCCCGCGCGGGACUCCGCGGCGCCGGCGCGCGGCGGGGACGUGCGUGGACGCGUUCAAGGGCAAGUGCGAUUUGGCCAUCUCUGGCGGCGCCCACCCUGCGGACUGCUGCUGGACGCUCGCCGGCUCCGUGUGCUACCUCAAGACCUGCGACAAGUUCGCGACGGCCGCGCGCAUGCUGGGCCAGAAUCUGCAAGCCGACUUCAAUGCUACCGGCAUACCGGCGUCCUACCGCAUUUACUCGAUUAUAUUAUUGUAUCUUCCAUGUUCAAGUGGUGGGAUACAUUCCGUGGAGAAAAUAUCUUAA